Molecule: messenger RNA, 1743 nt
Organism: Truncatella angustata
Lineage: Eukaryota; Fungi; Ascomycota; Sordariomycetes; Amphisphaeriales; Sporocadaceae
Exons: 5
Coding region: 1-1479 (492 amino acids)
Source: RefSeq, a predicted model, not a curated record
AUGGCUGACGCCGCUUCCCGUCACGCAAUAUCUUUCCUAUCUGUGGCGACAACUUCAGAACUAUUGAGCCGCAUGCCUACAGGGGAGACGCUAGAUGACGCUGUGCUGGUGUCGAGUGAUGAUGAAUCUGAUGACGAUUUCUCCGAUAGCCAAUCCAGCACUUCGUCCUUGCCAUCCCUUAACGAGCUUUGGCAGCGUGGUGCUCAGAAACUCGCGCUGGGCAGCACUGAUACCUGCCACGUAAACGCUACUACCGUUUCCAAGCACGAAGAAGGGGAUGAAGGAUUGGAGAAGGGGGCUAAGCCUAAUGACGAAUCAGAGGAGACGUCGCAAGAGGAUAUGCCAGGACUUGGUCAUGGCAACCAGGAUGGCAAGGAGGGUACUGUAGCUACACACUCGUUUCUGAGCCAGCACAGCCCUCCACGAGAUCCCAGUGUGGUAAAUGAAGGCAGCGACACUGACGAAGAUGGGCCGGCAGAGCCUAGAGGGGCGAAGAGCCAGCAGCCGGCAGCGCCUCGUUGCGGAAUCGACGGCACUGGAAGUGAGGAUGGUCAUAAUGGCAACAAACUUGGUCUAGCCGAGAAACCUCGAAAUGGCCUUAAUAACGAUAAUGAUAUCGUCAUGAUGCUGGGAGAGCCAGGCUCCCAAGAUGAAGCUGUGGUUGACGCUGCAGCACAACAACUGCUGCAACCACCCUUCGAGGAUGCCUCUGACACUUUAACGCCCAGACUUGAGGGCCAGUCCCCUCCCGGCUCCCAUCGCAAUACACCUCCCUCAACGCAGCUGCAGGAAGUCGUUGAUCAGCAGAGCACGCCUGUCUCUGACUCAUAUGGCGAAGGCGACGGUGCUUGCAAAGGGCCGCCAGAGGCCAAGCGGAAAUUAAGACCUAGGCCGGCUGCGCUUCAUCAGGUCUUUCGUUCCGCUAGCGAACCCAGCCUCGCUUCUGACGACGAUAGAGCGGAUGAAGUUGAGGACACUAACGAUGACGACUAUACUAGGCGGCCACAAAGAAAACGUCGCAAGAACCGGUCGGGCCUUAAGGCGUCAAGUAAAGGGCAUAAUCGCUCGAACGGCACCAGGAAAUGCUCCGGUCAACACAACCUUUCCACGCCGCCAUCUUCGAAGGGUAAUAGCGACGAGGAGUAUGCUACAGGGACGCCUACCGCGGCGUUCGAGGAGUGGCCACUUCAGGACGCUGUUCUAAAGCGUGUCACGGAAGGCGGCCAGAUGACCUUUCAAUUCCUAGGGGACCAGCCAUCCGCUUUCUCUAUGAAGCGAGGCAUGCUGAGCGCAGCCGAUUCCGACGCAGGAGACUUUAUGCAAGAUGAUGACGAAGUGCAAGAUGGCGACGAAGAAUAUGUCGUGGAGCAGAUCCGGGCCAGCAGAUCCGGGCCCACAGAUUCACCAAGCCUGGCAAUCAAGGCCUUGAGCUCCGCGUCAAAUGGCGCAAAACUCCAAGAUUCACUUAGGAAUCAGUAAAACUGAUGGAAAAUAAGGAGGCAUACGACACAUAUCUGAAGGAUAAUGACAUCUUCCGACCUUCCCAAGCACGUAAACGUGGUCGACCGAAAAAAUCCGCAAUCGACGAUAAUUUUAUCACGCGCACUCCAUAAGUUUUCUGGUCAAGGAUAAUCUUUCCGUCUCAGAAAUACAAAUAUCAACGGCAUUCUAAUAAUCGAUAACAUAGUCCUGCGAUGGAAGCCGUUAUUGUUAAUUAAAUGCUAACCAGUUACCGGUUGAGAC